Botrytis deweyae is the source of this 3651-nucleotide messenger RNA. RefSeq lists its product as uncharacterized. The transcript is spliced from 2 exons. Gene Ontology annotation, molecular function: SNARE binding; zinc ion binding. Gene Ontology annotation, biological process: intracellular protein transport; endoplasmic reticulum to Golgi vesicle-mediated transport; COPII-coated vesicle cargo loading. The record is from RefSeq and is a predicted model, not a curated record. Bases 393 to 3254 code for a protein of 953 amino acids. NCBI's taxonomy places the organism in Eukaryota, Fungi, Ascomycota, Leotiomycetes, Helotiales, Sclerotiniaceae. Gene Ontology annotation, cellular component: COPII vesicle coat; endoplasmic reticulum exit site.
AAACUUGAGAAUCUCAACCCAAAUUCAUAUCAUACAUAUCCUACCUAUGCACAAGUUCAAUUCAAUGUCAUGAAUGAAUUGAUUAUAAUUUUCCAAUCUUCUCUUAUUGUCUAGAACUACCCCUGGUCUUUUUCACAAUCGGUUCGGAUCGCAUCUACCCAGGAAGCUCUUUCUUAGCAACGUGUUCCUUGAGACUAUCAACUAUCGUAGAUCUAUCCAAGAAUUCUAAGCUUGGGUAUUGUAUUGACUUGACACCUUCCAUCCAUACUCGACCUACCCCUCGAACAGGACAACAUCAAGCUUUCCAAGGGCGACUACCAAUUUUCUUGCGCCACUGCACCACAUUUUAAAUCUCGGAACCGCUGCCCCAGAGAAUUAAAACAAUAGCAAAUAUGGCGGCACCACAAGAUGGAUAUCCAGGCCAAGCUUAUCCCCCUCAAGAUCCAUACGCACAGCAAAGUCCCGCGCAGCCAGGCUAUGAACAACCAGUGACUUCUCCCACACAACAAGCCGGUCCACCAGGAGCAGAUGCCGGAAAGAAGAAGAAGAGGGGUUAUGCGACACAAGCUUAUGAUUUUGGUCAAGGUGCGAAUUCCGCCUUGGGAGGACAAACACAUGGUGGUGCUCAAUUUCAACCCGCACAAGCACCUGCUGCAUAUGGUGGAUAUCAAGCUCAACCAGAUCCCGCUGCUGCAUAUGGAGCUCCACAAGCUGGCAUGGCCGGCGCUCCUCAAGGUGGUUUCUCUCAACCGCAAUACGGCGGCGGUGUGGGGGGCUAUCAACCUCCUGAUGCUGGAUAUCCUGGUCCAGGCACACCGGUUACUCCUGGUGUAGCGGGCAUUACUCAAGGAAUGGGGCAGAUGGGAAUGGGUGGACCGCAACAGCCUGUUGCGGCUCAAGCUCGUCCUGGUGGUGUUCCAGCCCAGGUUGCGUUGAAUCAGCUUUAUCCUACAGAUCUCACCAACCAACCUUUCAAUGUCGCAGAGUUGGACUUACCUCCUCCUCCGAUCAUUUUGCCUGCAAACUCAAGUGUUACCCCUUCCCCAAAUGCGAAUUGUCCACCAAAAUAUGUGAGAUCCACUUUGAAUGCGGUUCCUACGACCAAUUCUCUCCUCAAGAAAUCGAAACUUCCUUUCGCAUUAGUUAUACAGCCAUAUACUUCGUUGCACGAUGUCGACGAUCCAGUACCAGUUGUUCAAGAUCAAGUCAUUUCACGUUGUAGAAGAUGUCGUUCAUACAUCAACCCAUAUGUUUCAUUCCUCGACCAUGGCCACAGAUGGAGGUGUAAUAUGUGUAACCUCACAAACGACGUUCCACAAGCUUUCGACUGGGAUGCAGCUGCACAACAAAGUGUUGACCGAUGGCAACGACCGGAGCUUAACCACGCAGUUGUGGAAUUUGUCGCACCACAGGAAUAUAUGGUUAGACCUCCACAACCACUGGUCUAUCUCUUCUUGUUCGACGUCAGUUUUGCUUCUGUAUCUUGUGGCUUGUUGGCUACUAGUGCCAGGACUAUUCUCGACAGUCUUAACAGGAUACCAAAUGCGGAUCGAAGAACACGAGUUGGAUUUAUGGCUGUAGACUCCAGUUUACAUUACUUCCAAGUUCCAAAAGAUACGGAAGAGAAUGGCGAGACAAAUAUGCUUGUUGUUAGUGAUCUGGAGGAGCCUUUCCUUCCAGUUCCUCAAGAGCUAUUGGUACCAUUGUCUGAAUGCAGAUUGAAUGUAGAGAAAUUCCUCAUGACCCUUCCUCAAAUGUUCCAGACCAAUACAAACAAUGGAUCAUGUAUGGGUUCAGCUCUCCGUGCUGGUCACAAACUUAUCUCUCCUCUUGGUGGAAAGAUUGUUGUAAUCACUGCUUCAUUACCUAAUGUUGGAUUUGGCAAAUUAGAGAUGCGCGAGGAUAAAAAGCUACUGGGUACAUCAAAGGAGAGUGGUCUAUUACAAACAGCCAACAGUUUCUACAAGAGUUUUGCGGUUGAAUGUUCAAAGAACCAAGUUUCCAUCGAUAUGUUCUUGUUCUCAUCACAAUAUCAGGAUGUUGCUUCUCUUAGCAACCUUCCAAGAUACACUGGUGGACAAACCUAUUUCUACCCUGGAUGGAAUGCUGGAAGAAGCGAAGACGCUAUUAAAUUCGCUACCGAGUUCAGUGAUUACCUAUCUGCUGAAAUUGGUCUUGAGGCAGUGUUACGUGUUCGUGCUACUACUGGUCUCCGAAUGAGCACCUUCUAUGGUAAUUUCUUCAACCGAAGUUCGGACCUAUGCGCCUUCCCAGCCUUCCCUCGCGAUCAAAGCUAUGUUGUUGAAGUUGCUAUCGAUGAGUCUCUCACCAAGAACUUUGUUUGCAUGCAAACGGCCGUCUUGCACACUACAAGUAACGGAGAGCGUCGUAUUAGAGUCAUGACUUUGUCAUUACCUACAACGACUAAUCUUCAAGAUGUUUAUGCAUCUGCUGAUCAAUGCGCAAUCACUACUUACUUCAGUCAUAAGGCUGUUGAGCGUGCAUUGAGUGGUGGUCUUGAGCCUGCACGUGAAGCUCUCCAAUCGAAAUUGAUUGAGCUUCUUCAAACAUUCAAGAAAGAACUUGCAGGUGGAAACAUGGGUGGUGGUGGACUUCAAUUCCCUGCCAACCUUCGUGGAUUACCAGUUCUUUUCCUUGGUCUCAUCAAGAAUGUUGGACUUCGAAAAUCGGCCCAAAUUCCUUCGGAUUUGAGAUCUGCGGCUCUUUGCCAAUUAUCCACACUUCCUCUUCCACUCUUGAUGCAAUACAUCUAUCCACGUCUGUACUCAUUACACGAUAUGCCCGAUAACGCCGGUAUCCCCGACCCGGAAACAAAUCAAAUCGUUCUUCCUCCACCAAUGAACCUUUCAUCGGAACGUCUCGUCCCAUUCGGUCUCUAUCUUAUUGAUGACGGUCAAACACAAUUCCUUUGGGUCGGCCGCGACGCCGUUCCUCAAUUGUUAGCCGAUGUAUUUGAUAUUUCGGAUCGCUCGAAACUCAAGGUUGGGAAAGCGACGCUACCGGAAUUGGAUAACGAUUUUAGUGAGAGAGUUAGAAAUGUGUUCCAGAAAGCGAGAGAUUAUAGGAGUAGAGGCGUCGGCAGUAUUGUCGUGCCGCAUUUGUACGUGGUCAGAGAAGAUGGCGAACCGUCGUUGAAAUUGUGGGCGCAGACGCUGUUGGUCGAGGAUAGGGCGGAUCAGGGAAUGAGCUUUCAGCAGUGGAUGGGGAUGAUGAGGGAGAAGGUUAGUUCUUAGGUUGUGAGUUUGUGGGAGGGUGGGGAUAAGGUGUGGAAAUGGAAUUCAGGACGGGGUGGUUGGGUGUAUGGAUGAAUGAAUGGAUGGGGUGGAUGCAUGGAUGCAUGGAUGCAUGGAUGCAUGAAUGAAAAGAGAAUGGUGCGAGAAAAAUGAUGAUGAAGGAGUGAGAAUGAAUUGAAUUGAAUUGAAUGUAAGAGGAAUCAGAUGAUGUGAUGUAUACAUGAAUGGAGUGAACGUCUUAAUUUUGAACGUGGAGAUUUUCUUUCUUUCUUCUCUUCUUCUCUUUCUUUUCUUCUGCCUAUCUACCUACCUACCUACCUACCUACCUACCUACCUACCUACCUACCUACCUACCUACCUACCUAUCUACCUACCUACCUACCUACCUACCUUCCUA